CGCCGCCAUUGGCUGAUGGGUCGGCACGAGGGCGGGGCAUCUGAACUCCUAGGUCGGGGUGAGGAGGGAAAGGACUUUAGUGUCAAGAUGGUUACGAAAGCCUUAACAUUGGUGGUUCUCGCUCUCGUGUUGACUCUUGUAACAGCACCAGACACCGAGGACGGGAAGGGCACGCCGCUGAAGAAACAACGCACAGAGCAGAAUUCACUGCCGCCAGGAUAUGAAGGCCCAGAGAUCGUCAUUCGCCCCCUGACACAAGACAACCCUGAGGGCGUCUCGGGAGGAUCAGGAAGGUCCCCUCUCGAGCAGGCCACCCUCAGGACACCUUCCUGUUGGCACCGAGCGACCAGCUCCCUCGGAGUGUGCCGCCCCUACCGGGAAUGUUAUCCCCUCCUGCGCCUCCCUAACUUCGCCCCCAAGGAGGGAUGGGUCUUCGGCCUCUACGACAGUUGUCCAUUAUAUCACGACAGUGCCCUGGUGUUCGGGGUGUGUUGUGCGAAGGACACGGCGGCUGAGCAUGCAGCGCCCCAGCACACUAACGAGGUGGGGACGGCCGUAGGCGUGGAACAAGUUGAUAAGUAUAUGUUCGUGGAAGGUCAAGACAGCACAGUGAAGGAAAAGGAAGGUCCUGCACUGAUGGACAGAAGCCACGUCCAGUUCGUGCCGCCCCGUGGCUUGUCCCUGUCCCGGUCACCUAAUUGGCCCCACCCUGAGAUCAUCACUCAUCAUCCUUCAAUCACCGACAAACCCUGGUGGACAACGCCAGGCACCCCCACCACCACCACCACGAAAUCUUGGUGGGAUACUUCAACAACACAGCGUUCUACCACAACCACUACUAAAGCAUGGUGGACGACCACAAAGUCAUGGUGGGAAACUUCAACCACCCAGCCAACACCCAAACCGAGUGGCAAUUGGUGGGACACACUUCACCAUCAAUCCGUGACCAAACCCACCACCACCACGCCUCUACCUCGCCCAGCUACUCAAGGGGACCCCUGUACCCCCGGCACCUUCUACAAUGCUGGGCCGGACGAGGGCUUCCGGAUCAGUGGUGGAGUGCCCGCCGCGCCUCAUUCCCACCCGUGGAUCGCCGCUCUCUACAAUGGGCACAAACAGUUCUGUGGAGGUUCUCUCAUUGACAAGACCCAUAUCCUGACCGCCGCCCACUGCGUUGCUCACAUGAGUCAGCUAGACAUCCAGAACCUGCGCGUGCGGCUGGGGGCCCACAACCUGCUGGCGGUGGAGAGGUCCGUGCAGGAGAUGAAGGUGUCCCGCGUGGUCAGGCACAAGGACUACGACUCUCAGAGAUUGUACAAUGAUGUGGCAAUGCUGACAUUGAGCCAGCCCGUGGAUUAUACCAGCGAGAUCCGACCAGUCUGCCUGGAUAGCACCGGGAAGACCUACGACGGGGAGGACGUGACAGUGGCGGGCUGGGGCAGCAUGCACGAAGGCGGUCCACAGCCCAGCACCCUCCACAAGGCAAAUCUGCGGGUGGUGAGCCUUAACGACUGUAAGAAGAAGUACGGUCCCGCCGCUCCUGGAGGCAUCGUCCCCACUUAUCUUUGCGCCGGUACUGACGGGAAGGACUCGUGUCAGGGUGACAGUGGAGGGCCGCUGGUGAAGUUCGUGCAGGGCGUGUGGCGGCAGGUGGGACUGGUGUCGUGGGGCAUCGGGUGCGGCAAGGGACACUACCCGGGCGUCUAUUCCAGAGUGUCCUCCUUCCUGCCUUGGAUACAGAGAGUCAAGGCGGCUUACUAAGGCAGCCCUGACACUCUCUUCACUCUUUUCCCCGCGCUCUUUUCUAUGUAUACUUUCCUAUUUUCUAUUCAUGUUUCAUAUGAUGGUUACGAGCUUUUUUUCUUCUUUUUUUUCCAUUAUCUCCUCUUGUUCGUUUCUUUAGUUUCGUACCUCUUCUCUUCUAUCAGUGCUUCUCGUUUCAUUCUGGCCCUGUCUGUUUAUCUCAGGAUGCUCAAUAAUCAAGAGGUACAUGUUCCAUAAGGAUAUGGCUUGACAUGAUCGGUUGAGGGGACACGAGUCUCCAAUUCUAUCAUUGCCAACAUGUGGCAAAACGCAUUAUCACAUUUCUGGGGGAAUACAAUGAUUAUUCUUCUGUGAUGGGCAUGAUUUUUUUGUUAUACUGGCUUACGCCAACGAAAGUUCAGAUUCUCAUUCAUUGUAAAAAGUAAAAAAUAAAAACAGCGCUGUUGUAAGUAACGGCAUUAAUGAGUGCCAUGUGUUCCACCAGGCAGAGCAGGAGGUGCCUCGGCAGCAAGCAAAGCAAGGUAACGCUCUUCCUCCCUGAUCGAAAUUAUAGAAAAGGAAAGAAAGUAUGUAUGUUGUCUGCUGGACAAUAACUACUGCUCCUUUCUCUUACGAAGGAGCAAUAUCCUCAUGCUAUAAUGUAUUGUGAAUCAUCAGGUACUUGUCUUAGAGUAGCCAUCACUAUACUGAGUUGACAUGGAUACUUUUUAUUCACUUUCACGAUAGACCACACAAAAUCUUAUUGGCACCUCCAGUAAGCAUUAGUUAACUUUAAAAAAACCUCCUAUUAUCUAAAGUAGAAUGUAAUAAAAGGUAAGAGUA
Molecule: messenger RNA, 2586 nt
Organism: Scylla paramamosain (green mud crab)
Lineage: Eukaryota; Metazoa; Arthropoda; Malacostraca; Decapoda; Portunidae
Product: transmembrane protease serine 9-like
Exons: 10
Coding region: 16-1761 (581 amino acids)
Biological process (GO): proteolysis
Molecular function (GO): serine-type endopeptidase activity
Source: RefSeq, a predicted model, not a curated record